Messenger RNA from Myotis lucifugus (little brown bat), 1074 nucleotides. RefSeq names its product matrix metalloproteinase-15. Gene Ontology annotation, cellular component: extracellular matrix. The annotation marks the transcript as partial. The record is from RefSeq and is a predicted model, not a curated record. The transcript has 6 exons. Gene Ontology annotation, biological process: proteolysis; collagen catabolic process; extracellular matrix organization. Gene Ontology annotation, molecular function: zinc ion binding; metalloendopeptidase activity. NCBI's taxonomy places the organism in Eukaryota, Metazoa, Chordata, Mammalia, Chiroptera, Vespertilionidae.
AUGGCGCCUGGAGGCCAGAGUCCAGAUCAGCUCUCCAAGCUGGUCCUUGGCUCCGGACACCACCCUGUCCUUCUCCCAGGAGCGACUGCACCCUCGAGGAACUGGCUGCGACUCUACGGCUACCUGCCUCAGCCCAGCCGCCACAUGUCCACCAUGCGCUCGGCCCAGAUCCUGGCCUCAGCCCUCUCCGAAAUGCAGCGCUUCUACGGGAUCCCUGUCACCGGCGUGCUUGACGAGGAGACCAAGACGUGGAUGAAGCGGCCCCGCUGUGGCGUGCCGGAUCAGUUCGGGGUGCAUGUGAAAGCCAAUCUGCGGCGGCGGAAGCGCUAUGCCCUCACCGGCAGGAAGUGGAACAACCCCCACCUGACCUUCAGCAUCCAGAACUACACGGAGAAGCUGGGCUGGUACCACUCGCUGGAGGCGGUGCGCAGGGCCUUCCGAGUGUGGGAGCAGGCCACGCCCCUGGUCUUCCAGGAGGUGCCCUACCAGGACAUCAGGCUGCGGAGACAGAAGGAGGCCGACAUCAUGGUCCUCUUUGCCUCCGGCUUCCAUGGCGACAGCUCACCCUUCGAUGGCACAGGCGGCUUUCUGGCCCACGCCUACUUCCCGGGCCCUGGUCUGGGCGGGGACACCCAUUUCGACGCAGAUGAGCCCUGGACCUUCUCUAGCACCGACAUGCAUGGGAACAGUCUCUUCCUGGUGGCAGUGCACGAGCUGGGCCACGCGCUGGGGCUGGAGCACUCCAGCAACCCCAGCGCCAUCAUGGCGCCGUUCUACCAGUGGAUGGACAUCGACAACUUCCAGCUGCCCGAGGACGACCUCCGGGGCAUCCAGCAGCUCUACGGCACCCCAGACGGUCGGCCACAGCCCACCCGGCCCCUCCCCACUGUGACACCCCGGCGGCCAGGCCGGCCAGACCAUCGGCCCCCCAGGCCCCCCCAGCCUCCACCCCCAGACGGGAAGCCGGAGCGGCCCCCAAGGCCAGGCCCCCCAGUCCAGCCCCGAGCCACGGAGAGGCCUGACCAGUAUGGCCCCAACAUCUGCGACGGGGACUUUGACACGGUGGCCAUGCUG